AGAGUAUUCAUAAUUAUUAGCUCUAGCUCAUGUAGUUUUCUCUUUAUUUUUUGAUCAAGGCACACAGCUCAAAAAAUUUUCUGUUAAUUUUAGCGGGAGGUAUGAGCACACCUUAAGUGUGAGAUUGUGAUGACUGGUUUUUGAUUAGGUGAAGAAUUGGAAUCGGGUGUAAUUUUGAAGCACCGGUAGAGAUUUUAUUCUUCAAACGAAAUGAACCAGGAGAAUAAUAAUCGGAAUAAAAAAAUGGAUUUAAAUUGUUUUGGAAAAGGGCAAGGGAAAUUGAAUCUGGAUUUGAAUAGGCAGCCAGAUGGGUGUGACAGUGAACUAGGGUUUCAGUUUGGGGAUAAUUAUCUGGAGAAACAAACGGAAGUAAACCAGUCUGUUUACAGUGAUAUAAGAAGAGUGGAGGACAACCCAGAUGGUUCUCAAAGUAAAAGGAGGAGAUAUUCGACUAAAGAGAAGGGAAAGGCUAAAAUUGAUGAGACUGUGCCGUUAAUAGUCAUUGACGAUUCUGAUGACAACCUAAGUCUUGAAUUGGGUCAGAAACCAGUUAGAGGAGAAAGUGAGGAGAGAAAUUUAAACAAUAUUUGGCCACUAAGUGAGGUUCAAUCAGCGUUAAAGAAUACGGGGCCUGUGGUGGAGAAGAAUUUCUAUGAAGCAGAAGCUGAACCUUUAGGUACUGAUAGUGAACAAGAAAGUGUUAAGGCGGUAAAUUUUUUGUUGGAUUUGAGCGAGGAGGUGAUAAAAAGAGAAGAAAGGAAAAAGUAUCAUGAAAUUGCAAAAUACCAUGCGCGGAGUCUUGCGCGUCCUGAUGAGGAGUUUCAUAGGAGAAAGUCUCAUCCGGAAGAGACCAACGUGGCGGUAAAGGAAGCUGACGAUGAAUUUCAAGAUUUGGAUAGUCCUUUUUGUGUAGCAAUGAUGAUGAUCAAGAAGAGGAAUUCAAGUUCAAGUGGCCCAAAGAAAUCUGAAGAUGGAAGCUUCAAGUGGGUGCCUUCAAAGGUUACUGGAAGUGGUGUUGUGAAGCGAGGUGUUCCUUCAUUGUUGGAGCUUAGUUUGAAUGUUCUUGCGAAGAAUUCUGAGGCAAUGGUGUCACUUGAACAUGUUCCAAAUUUCUUGAGGCAUAAGCUUAGUAGGAUGAUUUGUGAUACAAGGAAAAUGGAUGCUUCCUUUUUUGAGCUUCUUGCCAGAGGGUCUCCCACUGAGAUACGUGUGAAAAACUGUGCGAGGCUGGAAGAAGAUAAUUUCACCAAAAUCUUGGGUUCUUGUAACACUCAAUACUUGACUGUAUUACAACUUGAUCUUAGUGGACAGUCUCUGUCCAAUAUUGUAUUGUGCAACACCUUAGCCAAGUCAUCCCAUAGCCUUCCUGCCUUGGCUACCAUAUCUCUGAGUGGCGCUCUCCGUUUGACAGAUAUCGGGCUAACUGCACUUGUUGAAUCUGCCCCUGCACUCCAAUCUGUAAAUCUAAGCCACUGCCCUCUUCUCACAUCUUCUGGCAUCACUGCUCUGGUUAGCUGUCUUAAAUCUACUUUGAGAGAGCUGUAUAUAGAUUACUGUCAAGACAUUGAUGCCAUGGUUAUAUUGCCUGCCUUAAAGAAACUGAGAUAUCUUGAAGUGUUGUCGCUGGCAAGUAUUAAGUCUGUUUGUGAUGAUUUUGUUAUUGAGAUAGUCAAAGGGUAUGGCGUAAAUAUGAAAGAGCUUGUUUUCGCUGAAUGUGUGGAAUUGACUGAUAUAGCUUUUAAAGCUGUGGGACAAAACUGUUCAAGAUUAUGUGCCCUAGAUCUUUCUGAUUUACAUAAGCUAACAAAUUCAACAUUGCAACAUCUUGCUGAUGGUUGCCAAUCAAUUCACUGCCUUAAACUUCACCGUAACAGUUUCAGUGACGAAGCUGUUGCAGCCUUCUUGGAGGUCACUGGAGAUUCACUAAGUGAACUUUCACUGAAUCAUAUCAAGGAGGUGGGUCUGAACACUGCCUUGUCACUAGCCAAAUGUUCAAGAAAUUUGCUGAGUUUGGACCUAUCCUGGUGCCGCAGAUUAACAGAUGAGGCACUCAGAUUUAUUGUUGACGGCUGCUCAUCAUUAAGGCUGCUUAAACUCUUUGGCUGUACACAGUUUACAGAUUUUUUCUGGAAUUGUCAUUCAAACUCAAAGGUGCAGAUCGUUGGAUUGCAAUUGAAACCAUUAUUAGAACAUCUUGAUGCCCUUGAACCUCAGAUGGCUCCAUUGCGCUAUUCCCCAUUGACUUCUUUAGUUGAUAAAUGAAAUUCAAAGCUUUCAAAUUCUUGAUCAUUUUUCAUUUUGCAACUUGCCACCCCUCCCUCCGCACCAUAUAGGAAAAGCUCUUCACUCAUUUUUCAUUAACCAAUGUCAAAUUUUUUGACACAUUCAACAUUGAGAUGCAAAAUUACCACCAUAAUUUGUUCAUCAAUUCAAAUUCUGCAAUUUUGAAGAUAGAGCUUUCCAAUUCUUAAAUACAGUCAGACCCCAAACUCACCAAAUUCUUUUGAAGAUAUACCUGUACUGUACCUCUUUCAUGGGAUGGAUGGAAUAUUGAAUAGUUUCCGUAUUACAAAGAUAAUGUAUCAGAAACAUUCAACUUUAAUUAUUGAUUUUCUAGAUAAUGUAAUGAUACUAUUUUCAUGGUUUUUAGAUGGGAAACGUAGCAAGGAAUAUUUAUAGAUGAUCCAUCAGUUAACUGGA
Molecule: messenger RNA, 2700 nt
Organism: Mangifera indica (mango)
Lineage: Eukaryota; Viridiplantae; Streptophyta; Magnoliopsida; Sapindales; Anacardiaceae
Exons: 6
Coding region: 211-2262 (683 amino acids)
Biological process (GO): SCF-dependent proteasomal ubiquitin-dependent protein catabolic process
Cellular component (GO): SCF ubiquitin ligase complex
Source: RefSeq, a predicted model, not a curated record